Metarhizium brunneum ARSEF 3297 is the source of this 1395-nucleotide messenger RNA. RefSeq names its product Bypass of stop codon protein 6. The record is from RefSeq and is a predicted model, not a curated record. Gene Ontology annotation, molecular function: transmembrane transporter activity. Gene Ontology annotation, biological process: transmembrane transport. Gene Ontology annotation, cellular component: membrane. NCBI's taxonomy places the organism in Eukaryota, Fungi, Ascomycota, Sordariomycetes, Hypocreales, Clavicipitaceae.
AUGGCGAGCCCUCAACUCUCUGCGCCUGUGCCCAGAUGGACGGGUUUCCAGGACAGUAACGAAGAUCAACUAUCCCACGACAACAAGUCGGCCGCUGCCAGUCUCUUGCGAAACACAGAAGAUGGUGCUGAAGUAGCUGGCGAUGAUCUCCAAGAUGACGCAGACGGCUACGAAGUCGAUAACAACCCCCGUCGUGAAGCAUGGAACAAUCCACGAAUCAACAUGUAUCGAUAUUGCGCGGUCAAUUUGUCAUUUUUCGUUAUGGGCAUGCAUGACGGCUGCAUCGGCAUCGAAGAAUACUAUGGUAUAAACCAUACCACUGUCUCAACAAUAUUCAUAGUGCCGUUUCUUGGAUAUGUUACCGCAGCACUGUCGAAUAACUGGAUUCACUAUCAGGUUGGCCAGCGAGGCAUCGCGUUCCUAGGCCCGCUCUUCCGCCUCAUUGGAUAUGUUCCAAUAGUCUUUCGUCCGCCAUUUCCUCUUCUACCCAUACUCUUCAUGUUCACUGGAUUUGGAAGUGGUAUUGAAGACAGCGCUUACAAUGCGUGGGUCGGCAACAUGCACCAAACCAACGAGCUGCUGGGCAUCAUUCAUGGGGCGUUUGGUCUCGGCGCAACUGUGGCACCUAUUAUUUCGUCGACUAUGGUGGCCAAGCUGAAGAUGCCCUGGUACUCCUUCUACUACAUUUUCAUCUUGGUUGUGUGUGUUGAGCUUUCCUUUGGACUGUGGGCUUUUUGGGGUGCUACUGGAGCAGCACACCGCGAGAAGCUUCACAAAGGGGGCUCUGGUGGAGGAGCAAGGACGGCCACGGUCCUCCGAGAGCCCGUCACAUGGCUAAUCGCCAUCUUUUUACUCCUGUAUGCCGGUGCGGAGGUUAGUCUAGGUGGUUGGAUCCCAACUUUCAUGAUGGAGGAGAGACAUGCCGACGGUCUUCUGGCCGGCGUCACUGCCACACUCUUCUGGCUCGGCUUAUCACUUGGCCGGAUUGUUUUAGGUUUCGUCACGGGUCGGGUUGGAGAGAGGCUCGCCAUCACCGCAUAUUUAGUAUUAUGCAUUGCUUUUCAACUUAUGUAUUGGUUAGUUCCCACCACAGUCGGUGCAAUGUUGUUCGUAUCGGCUUUGGGUUUCUUUCUGGGGCCGCUCUUUCCGGCCGCCAUCGUCGUUGCAACCCAAAUACUACCUGCUGAGUAUCACAUCAGUGCUAUUGGGUUCUCGUCUGCCAUUGGAGGCGGUGGCGCUGCUGUCUUGCCAUUUGCUGUUGGUGCCAUCGCAGAAGGUCAUGGCGUUGGAGUGCUGCAGCCUAUUAUUCUGGCAGUCUUGGUUUUCCUAAUUGGAAUAUGGGUUUGUCUGCCCCGGAAAGCACGAGGGAGGAAGGGUGCCAACCUGGGAGAGUGA